CCCCACAGGGGUGGAGCCUGGCCGAGGUGGAAGCCGCCUGCAGCUCUAUCUCCGAGGUGGAGGAGCCGCUAGAGAAAAUGGAGCCGGCCAAGAUGGCGCCUCUCAAGAACGCUCCGAGGGAUGCCUUGGUGAUGGCGCAGAUCCUUAAGGAUAUGGGAAUCACAGAGUAUGAGCCAAGGGUUAUAAACCAAAUGUUGGAAUUUGCUUUCCGAUAUGUGACUACAAUUCUGGACGAUGCAAAAAUCUAUUCAAGUCAUGCUAAGAAAGCCACUGUUGAUGCAGAUGAUGUGAGACUGGCCAUCCAGUGUCGGGCUGACCAGUCGUUUACCUCUCCGCCCCCGAGAGAUUUUUUACUAGAUAUUGCAAGGCAGAAGAAUCAAACCCCUUUGCCACUGAUUAAGCCGUAUGCAGGACCCAGACUGCCACCUGAUAGAUACUGCUUGACAGCUCCAAACUAUAGGCUGAAGUCCUUAAUUAAAAAGGGUCCUAACCAAGGAAGACUAGUUCCGAGAUUAAGUGCGGUCAGUAGCAGAGCUACUACUCCAACUGUAGCACCCCCACAAGCAGUAUCUGUCCCAAAUAAGGUUGCAACUCCAGUAUCAGUGACAAGCCAAAGAUUUGCCGUGCAGAUUCCACCUUCUCAGUCCACACCUGCCAAACCAGCUCCUGCGGCAACUGCAGUCCAAAAUGUUCUGAUUAAUCCUUCAAUGAUUGGGUCCAAAAAUAUUCUCAUUACCAACAUGGUUUCCUCACAGAACACAGCCAGCGACUCAAACCCACUAAAGAGGAAGCAUGAUGAUGACGAUGACAAUGACACUAUGUAAGGAAUAAAGUCUGUUCUGCAUAUAUUAACAUUUUUGUGUGUUUGGGCCCAUAUGAUGGACCCAACAGCCUAGGUCUUCAUAAGUUUUAUCUUAGAAAUGUAGUGGUAAUAUUUUUCACAUUAGUUACAACUAGUAGGUUUUGUUACAGUGGAUACAAAUGUUUUCUCAGUAGGCUUCAGGUAUACACGUACUUGCUUCUAGACAGCUUCACUGAUUUUUGAGUCUCACCAUGGCAACUCUAUUUUUAGAAGCAGUUUUCCGAUAUGUGUCACUAGCAGCAGCGCUUGGAUUUCAGUUACUGGUCUCAUUUACAUUUAAGCAGGACUUUCUUUUGAUAGUAAACUAUUCACAUUGUCACUUUUUUGACCAAAUCUCUCAAUUUAGGAAACUUUUUUGAAACAGUGGAUUUAGAAGUGUGCUAAAUCCAUUUUGAAUGUAUUUGGGUUUUGGUCUUUUCUAAUUCCCUAUCUAGAUCCCAUUUGUUUUCUGUUUCCACCUCUCAUCGCCUUAAGUCAUUUGCCAUUGCACUUAAAUUUAAUAGACUGUGACUGGAAUUUGUAAUAUGCCCAGCAUUCUGAAGUUCCCUUGAACUUGAGUGUCUGCAUUUGCUUCUCUUCACUCUGUAAGAGAGCAUUUGGGUCUCAGCCCUUGCCUUUCAUGCCUGUUAAGGUCUUCUCAUUGACAGGCAGUUUUGCAUCAGUUACAUUCAGUUGCAUUCGCAGUCUUUCCUGUUUAUAAUUUAAGAUAUAACUUAAAACCUGCCUUGGUAAGUAAUUUACACUGGACCCAGACAAAACCACUUAAGAGCUUUGUUGUUUUUCUUACCACCUGUGUGUGUGUGUGUGUGUGUGUGUGUGUGUGUGUGUGUGUGUGUGUGUACACCACUGCUUGAACCAGUCUGUUGUUUCAUUCAGAUCACCUUUCUAGCUUGCUGCUGAGGGUGUCACACCUAAGGUGGGAUCAAGCCUGAAGGAAGAUUCUAAUGAUUCUUUCCCUAUCAGGCCAACAGGGAAAACAGAUUAGUAUCAUCUGAUUCCAUUUAGGUCAUACAAAAUUUCCCAACCAUGUUUCUACAUACCUUCUCCUACUUUGUUUUAAUACAUACCUACAAGACUCACUAGAAACAACAGCAAUGCUUUUUUCAGAGUAUAAAAAGAACCGUUUUGAUUUGGUUUAAUUUCCACAUAGCCAACAUUGGAAAAACUUUCUGAAACCUUCAUGUCACUUAGAAUUUAUAGCCAUGGAUCAUCUAAACGUACUAAGUAUCAGCAUAGGAUGGUGUUUGAUACAUGAAACAGAUCAGUAACAAGAGAUAGUUCAUGCCAGUUUGAAUUGUCUAGGAAGGUUAGGAAAAGCUGACCUGAUCAAUAUCAUAAGAGAAAUGUGCAGUAUACAACAACAGAUGUCAGGACUAGAAUGUUCUCAGGGAGCAGAAUACCAGAAAGCCUAGGUUCUAGUAUUAGUUUCAUUUACCCACAAUGUGACCUUACUUUACCUCUGAGCCUUGUUCUCACUAGUAAUAGAGAAAUAACAUUUACCCUGCCUACCUCACAGGGAUGUUGUGAGGCUUUAGCUGGUGUGUGUGAAAGUAUAGAUUAUAAAAGCUAUAUAAUUAUUAAUGUAUUUGUUCCAACAUUAUUAAUAAAAUUUAACUUUAA
Messenger RNA from Apodemus sylvaticus (European woodmouse), 2482 nucleotides. It is a transcript of the gene Taf9b, whose product is annotated as TATA-box binding protein associated factor 9b. The transcript has 7 exons. NCBI's taxonomy places the organism in Eukaryota, Metazoa, Chordata, Mammalia, Rodentia, Muridae. Gene Ontology annotation, cellular component: transcription factor TFIID complex. The coding region runs from base 78 to 824 and encodes 248 amino acids. The record is from RefSeq and is a predicted model, not a curated record. Gene Ontology annotation, biological process: DNA-templated transcription initiation. Gene Ontology annotation, molecular function: protein heterodimerization activity; RNA polymerase II general transcription initiation factor activity.